Echinops telfairi (small Madagascar hedgehog) is the source of this 628-nucleotide messenger RNA. It is a transcript of the gene CKB, whose product is annotated as creatine kinase B. Gene Ontology annotation, biological process: phosphocreatine biosynthetic process. Gene Ontology annotation, molecular function: creatine kinase activity. The transcript is spliced from 3 exons. The record is from RefSeq and is a predicted model, not a curated record. The annotation marks the transcript as partial. NCBI's taxonomy places the organism in Eukaryota, Metazoa, Chordata, Mammalia, Afrosoricida, Tenrecidae.
ACCUUCCUGGUGUGGAUCAACGAGGAGGACCACCUGCGGGUCAUCUCCAUGCAGAAGGGGGGGAACAUGAAGGAGGUCUUCACCCGUUUCUGCACUGGCCUCACCCAGAUCGAGACACUCUUCAAGUCCAAAAACUACGAGUUCAUGUGGAAUCCUCACCUUGGCUACGUGCUCACUUGCCCGUCCAACCUGGGCACCGGGCUUCGGGCUGGAGUGCAUAUUAAGCUACCCCACCUGGGCAAGCACGAGAAGUUCUCCGAGGUGCUCAAGCGGCUGCGGCUGCAGAAGCGGGGCACAGGCGGUGUGGACACGGCUGCCGUGGGCGGGGUCUUUGACGUCUCCAAUGCCGACCGGCUGGGCUUCUCAGAGGUGGAGCUGGUGCAGAUGGUGGUGGACGGCGUGAAGCUGCUCAUCGACAUGGAGCAGCGGCUGGAACAGGGCCAGCCCAUCGACGACCUGAUGCCCGCCCAGAAGUGAGCCGCUGCCACUUAUUGGGGGGCUUGCAUCCCUGCCGCGCUGGUGGCCCAGCCCUUAGCCCUGCCCUAGACUCCUGUGUGGCCUGUUGUAGAGUUUAUUUUUGGAUGGCUAAGGUGUCGCUGAUGCUGAAAUAAACUAGGGUUUUGGCCUG